CCCCGUUCAACGACCAGCGCACGACAACACCCGAUGUAUUCUCCUGUGUCCCCUGGCCUCCUCUACGCUUCUUCGACGCCUUCCAUGUCAACUGUGCCAGGGCGAUGCAACAAUGUCGCAAGCCAGCUCAUCCUCGUCGUCGAGUAGGCCCGACAAGAUCGACCCCGUACUCCGCAAUGCGCUCCGCUACACCGUGAGCGCAAAGGAAUACCGACUGCUUCAUCAGUACUUGAUAUCUCGUGCGCCUGCGGUGCGGAAGAGAACGCCCCCUCCGCCCAGAUAUGAUGCCAUCGUAAAGACCUCGGACGACUACAAUGCGGCGGCUAUCCGCGCUUCAUUACGCCUUGGAGUGUCGACAUUUGCGGCUUUGAAAGCAUGGGAGUUCAUUACGACCAAGGUCCUUGCGCGUGGGAAAGCGUUGCCACCAAAGGGAAAGACGGCAUUCUGGAAGUCAACAAACAUUCGACUACCAUGCUCCCUUUCUCUUAUCCUCCUCUUCCACAGGCUCCUAUUUCGAUUCUUCACGCGCCUCCGUGAAAGCCUGCUCACAGACGAGGCAAAACCAUUCCGCAAGCGCAAUCCGCGCGUCUCGAAAUCCCUCACAUCUCGCCUUGCCCCCGCCAUUGGAGCCAGUAUGGCUGGUUUCUUCCUUGCUGUGUACCCCGCGGAUCAACUACGAGUUACAAUCGCAAUCUAUGCUUUUACACGAGCACUAGAAUUCCUAUAUAACCGCCUGGAAGAUCGUGGAUAUUUUGAAAAUAAGCCUUGGUGGUUCGGGUCAUGGUUACUGAUGCCCGUGGCAAGUGGCCAGCUUCUGCAUGCAUUCGUCUUUGAUAGAGACUGCUUUCCGGAGUCCUAUGGCAAGUUCAUACUGGGCAACUCUCCAGAGUAUAUCCAGAAAAGGCCAGCUGGUUACUCGAAACACAUGAAGUGGCCUGAUAGGUACGAGAUCGUGGAUAGUCUUGCUAAAGUAUCCCGAUUGAAGUGGCCAGUAUUUACUUCCCCUAUUCUCUUCCCGGAAACACAGACUCUACCAAUUACCCUGCGAAACAUCUCGCCAAUUACUUCUCCUGCACAUCCGGCCAUCAAGUCUCUCUCGUGUGCUCUUCUUCACCCUAACGACCCGUCCUGCCUCCGAACUUACGUAUCUUAUUACAUCCGUGCCUUUCCGACUGUGGCUCGUUUCUUCACUAUAAUUUUCACGGCACUGAGCGUCACUCGCUACAAAGCCUUCCUUGACUCGCCAAUCUCCGCACUCAACCGCCUAGCGAAAUCCAUUCUCCGUAUGAGUUUGUUCAUUACUGGUGCGAUUGGUACUAGCUGGGGUAGCAUAUGUCUAUUCCAAAACAUCCUCCCGCGAGCCUUCUUACCCACUCAGCGCUGGUUCCUUGGUGGUUUCCUAGGAGGGCUCUGGGCGUUCUUGGAACGAAAGUCUGGCCGCAGUAACUUCAUGUACUCAGCCCGCCUUAGCAUCGAUUCUCUAUGGAAAGUAGGGGUCAAGCACGGGUGGUGGAGAGGAAUCAAGAAUGGGGACGUGCUACUCGUCGUCAUGAGCUUGGCGUUGAUCAACACGGUCUAUGAGGUCGACCCAAAAGCAGUCAACGGGGGCGUAGUGAGGAAAGGGCUAGGUAUGUUAAGAGGCGAAGGGUGGGUCGAUCGAGCAGUUGGAAUAAAAGAGAAGAAGCUAGUAGAAAGGGAGCAGAAGACUGAAGGAGUUGAGGUCUUACAGGGAGAGAUGGAAGAGAAUACACAGGAGUGAUCUACGUCGCGGUCACAUUUGGGACUUCUUGCUAAUAGGCGUCGCUACAAGGAGCAUGAUGUAGAACAUGCGCGAUUGAGCGACUGGCUGGUUUCUGUAAGUUUCUUACUGCGCAUGUUCGAGGUUCAUGUUGAUACGAUUUGAUGUAAGGUUAACUCAUUGGUGCUUUAGCACCCUUUUAUGAUAAUCGAUGUUCGUCGUCAUGCAGGCAUCUUUUGGAUGUAUGGUAUAUAUGUCUAAUGUAUUGCUCUUAAUGGAGUGAGCUUCCAUUACAAGCAUGCCAGGCCCAGUCAAGUUGUCCUCCUAUCUAUGAUCGCGUUCGGCUUGAAUAACUUUUAAGGCAUGAAGUGUUCGUGCUUACGUAAUCAUUCACAUGUUUGUAUAUACGCAAACGCGAUCCUUCGUCAUUGAAUAGGCCAC
Mytilinidion resinicola is the source of this 2179-nucleotide messenger RNA. RefSeq lists its product as uncharacterized. Lineage: Eukaryota; Fungi; Ascomycota; Dothideomycetes; Mytilinidiales; Mytilinidiaceae. The record is from RefSeq and is a predicted model, not a curated record. The coding region runs from base 113 to 1759 and encodes 548 amino acids. The transcript is spliced from 3 exons.